GCGACAUAUAGAAGAGGAUUUGAACCUGGGAUCUCUUGAUCUGCAGUCAAAUGCUCCAACCGCUGAGCUGCACACAUACAUUACACCUGUUUUCUUUAGUCUCAGUGAUUAACACGCUUAAUGGAUUUAGCCCAGCGUGCCUCUCCAGUGCUUCCUAAUCCUCGCUCCAGUGUGGGUGGGGCACCCCAAGAUGCCCCCCAAGAUGCCCCCCAAGAUGCCCCCCUGCAGCCCCCUGGGCUGGUUCCCCCCAGCAGACCUGUGGCCUCCAGCCCUCCCACAGGCCAGAGGUGUGGACCCAGACCCCAGGAGGUCAGCCUGAGAGCUUCCUGUAACGGGGGGUGGGGGGGGAUUAGAGCAGAUUUAACCCUAUGAAUAACGGAGACAGCUGAUUGGUCUGUGAGGAAGCAUGCCACUGUGUGAGCUCCUUGCAGUCCUGCCUUGCUCAGCUGGAGGGAGACGGCCUCAGGUGUGCCCAGAGGAAGCCCUCUGCCUGCCAUGCCAGAGCCCAGAGUCUCCCUGGAGCCAAUCUGAGGGUGUAGCGGGGUCCCUCCCUCCAGGGGGGUGUGUCGGCUGGGGAAAGCACCAUGGCGUUUUUGAACGUACCACGAUUGCUGGACUUUGCCAAAACGCCUCCACACCUUCAGUUCAACAAGUACGUGCUGACCGGGUAUCGUCCAGUGGCCACGGCCCAGGACUGCCUCUGCAGCCUCUUCUACCUGCACAACGAGUUUGGGAACAUCUACACCCACGGGAUCCCAUUCCUCUUCUUCCUGGUGUUCCUGCCCCUCAGCCUCCCGUGGGUGGAGGGGCAGUGGUGGCUGUGCCUGGUGCACUACCUGGCCUGCCUGUCUCCCACCGUGGGCUCUGUGCUCUAUCACAUCUUCAUGAACCACGAGGGGGGCGCCCACGUCUACGACACCCUGCUCUCCCUCGACAUGUUUGGGGUCUGCCUGGUCAACACCCUGGGAGCCCUGCCCAUCGUCCACAUCACCCUGCUCUGCUACCCCGUGUCCCGGCUGGCUGCCAUGCUGUCGUACACCCUCUUGUCUGCCUACGGUAUCUACAGCGCCACCACAGCCCGCAGCAACACGCGGCGCCUCCGCGCCUUCGCCUGGCAGGCGCUGUUCCGUCUGGGUCUGUUCCUGCUGCGCUGGGGGGGCCCGGGGGCUGGGAGCCCCUCCUCUCUGCGGCUCUUCCUCACCAUGGACCUGCUGGCGCUGCUGGGGGGGCUGGUCAACAUCAGCAGGGUGCCCGAGCGCUUCCACCCCGGCCUGUUCGACUACUGGUGCAACAGCCACCAGAUCAUGCACGUCCUGGUGAUUUGCUCUAUCGUGUACCUGCACUGGGGCAUGAUGGAGGACCUUGCCUGGCUACGCACCUUCCAGUGCCCUGGGGAGGGCUAGGAGGGGCUGCCUGGGAGGAAGGGAGGGGGAGGAGUUUGAACGCACUUGAGGCUAGCUGCUACUCAAGAAUCUGGAGGGAACCUGAGUUGAGUUCACCACGGCUGCGUGUGAAGGUGGUGAUUUCCUGCUGAGAGGACAUCAGACUGUGUAGUUCACAGGGUUAGGGUUAGAACACAUCCAGUUCUACUGAAGCACCAGCUUGUACCACCAAA
Molecule: messenger RNA, 1615 nt
Organism: Hypomesus transpacificus
Lineage: Eukaryota; Metazoa; Chordata; Actinopteri; Osmeriformes; Osmeridae
Product: progestin and adipoQ receptor family member 4-like
Exons: 3
Coding region: 585-1403 (272 amino acids)
Cellular component (GO): membrane
Molecular function (GO): signaling receptor activity
Source: RefSeq, a predicted model, not a curated record